AUGUCGGAUCUAUUUCUACCAACGUUGUCGCUUCUUUUCGAUUAUCAUUCCAGUUUCAGUUUCAAAUCGGAAACACGUUACUCAAACUUUCACCUGUUUGUUUUUAUUCCCUUUGCAUUCUCUUCGUUUGUUCGCAAAUGUUGCUUUCUGAUCAAUUUAAAACUUCUGUUAGACGAUUGUUUCUUUCCUUUUCUGGCAUGUCGUUCGCUGAUUGCAUUUGGCUCGCUCCAGUCUGUUCCACUCAUGUUUCCGUUUGUGUCCGACAACGGGCGGCGUCGGUGCGUGUUGGAAGAGAGUGUAUACUAUUUUAAUUGCUUCUAUUCUUUUCUUCUCAUUGUCUUUCUUGUUUACUAUCUUGAUUGCUUCUUUCUUUCAUAUUUUUAUUUCAUUCACUGUUUUGUAUUCUCUGCAUAUGUGACUGAUUCAUUCUUUCUUUCUUUGUUUUCUCGGGAUUUACCAUUUCUUUUUUCUCUCUCUUUUUUUGUUUACUAUUUUGAUUGUUUCUUUCUUUCUUUCUUUCUUUCUUUCUUUUCUCACGGUUUAUCACUUCUUUUAUUUAGUGUUCCAUCGCCUGUUGACAUUUUUCUCUCUCAUCCCCCUGUUCGUAGGUUAACAUUCAUACAUUCAGAAACUGUUCGAUCAUAUCAACAAACUUUUUUUCAUUCUACUUUCCUCGAGUAUUUUCUACUUUUCCGCGCAUUUUCAUUUUCAUUUUCCUAUCACCUUGCUGUUUGCUUUCAUUUCAUUUUUCAUUGCGUCUUUCUACCUUUCAGGUGUCUUCCUUUCAUUCUUAUUCAUUCUUUGGCAACUUUUUUUUUCGUUUUCUUCUUGUUCUUUUAA
Messenger RNA from Acanthosepion pharaonis, 840 nucleotides. The record is from the annotation of a GenBank genome assembly. NCBI's taxonomy places the organism in Eukaryota, Metazoa, Mollusca, Cephalopoda, Sepiida, Sepiidae.